CAGCAUCCCGAUGAAAUGCUAGUAGCCUUGUGGGGGCAGACUAUGAAUUGGGAAGUUGUUGCUGCCUCAUGGAACAAAAAACUUGCUAUCCACCUCAUAGCAACUGAACAAGACUUAGUGUAUAUUAUCAUGAUAUUAAUAUGAUCAAAUAUAUUCCAUGCUUUUUGAUUGGCUAAGAUCCAACAACCUACACCUUCAAAACCCAAUGGUUAUCAGUCCACUCCGUUCCCCACAAGCCUUUGGCAGAUUACACCAUUAAAUUGCAAUGGCAACACCUAAUGGAUGAACCGCCGCAGUGGUCUAGAGGUAGAGCGUUUGCCCUGCAUGCGGAAGGUUUGAGUUCAAUUCCUGGCUGCGACAGACCUAAGUCGUUAAAACAGGUAGUGACAGUUCCAUCGCCAAACGCUCAGCAUCAGGUGUGAAUGUCAUGGAUCCUCGGAGAUUACCUUUAAAACGGAAGUCCUGUGUCGCAAUGGCUUCAGAAUCUGUUGUUCAGACAGAAUUUGUAUUUACUGGGUAUGGGAAGAACUACGUAAAACUUUUGUACUUGAGGAGAGAUGGAGACAUUCAUUUUGUGAAAGAGCUGGAGGUCAGCACAGAGCUGACCUUGAACAAUGUAAAGGACUACACUCAUGGGGACAACAGUGACAUCAUAGCGACGGAUUCCCAGAAAAACACAGUCUAUGUACUUGCCAGACAGCAUGGAGUUCAAAGUGCAGAGAGAUUUGCUUUGUUGCUGUGUGACCAUUUUCUCAGGAAGUAUCGUCAUGUUAUGAAGGUGAGGGUUCAUAUCGAAGAAGCACCAUGGAAACGCAUGGAAAUAGGAGGCCAGCAGCAUGUGCACGCUUUUCUCUUCAGUCAUGAAGCCAAGCAUGUUUGUGAAGUAAAUCAGGUUAGAGAUGAAAAGCCCCUGAUAUGGACAGCAUUAAGUGAGAUGAGAGUUAUGAAGACUACUCAGUCAGCUUUCAAAAACUUUGUCUCUGAUGAAUUCAGAACCCUCCCUGAUGCUGACGACCGCUUAUUCUGUACAGUCGUCCAGUGUAAAUGGUGGUACAACACAUCAGCUGUCAACUUUGAAAGAGCAUGGGAAGGCGUGAAGAGCACCAUUUUGGAAACAUUUGCCGGACCUCCUGACAGGGGAGAGUACUCUCCCUCAGUACAGAACACCCUGUACCUCACGGCCCAGAACAUUCUGGAAAAAAUGCCAGAGGUUGAGAAGGUUUAUAUCAAUCUUCCAAAUGUACACUACUUCGGAAUUGACUUCAACCGGUUUCCGAAGAUUGACUUCAGAAAAAAUGAUGACAAUGUCUACAUGCCCACAGAUAAACCUUCAGGAAACAUCAAUGCAACAAUAGCCAGAAAAACCAAAUCGAGGCUCUGAUUGUCAAGGAGAUGAUGACAAGUGUUGCAUGGUAGUUCAGCCUGUAUCAGAGAAAUAUAUAGCAAUCAGCCAGUUCUGUACAUUGGUUUCUUAAACAUAUUUGUAAACAGUAUUAAUUGAUCCAGCUUUAAUUAGGUUACGGUGUGUUUACAAACAAAUUGUAUGUAUAAUCAUCCUAUUUUAGCAGCUAUGUGCUCUCUAGAGUAUAGAUAUAUUUUUGUACUGUACAUGUAUACUUUUUUAUAGGCUCAAACAUUUUGUAAUAAAUUCUGUGGUGAUUGAAAAGUUUGAAAUUGUCUAUAACAAUGAAACAGUGAUACAGAUACUUUUAGAAUAAUAUAAACUUUGAUAUACUUUUUACAUAUAAGGCGUUUUCCAUGUGUUGUAAAAUGUGAUUUACUGUCUCGGGUUUGUGAUAUUACAUUGCAAGCACCAUUGGAAAUUUAUAGUUACAUUUAUGAGAAGCUGUAGUAUUACUUCUUACUUAGUAUUACUUAUGCAGGAACUCCAUUGAAUAUUUUUCCUUUUAUUGAUAUUUCUUUGUUUUUUAGAUAAUUGUGACAAGUGAAACUGAUUGAUAUAAAAUUAUAGUUUACCUUUACUUGUAUCAUUGUGAAUACUGAAUAUUGAAUUCAUUACUUUGUAUACAAAAUUCUUUACACAAAAUGUAUUUCACUUCUUGACACUGUUCAAAGCUCUCGCAAACCAAAAAACAUAUGUAGUAUUUGUUAAUUGCAGGCUCUUUAUUUUUAAGGCAUACAUUUAUUAACAAAGACAAGAAGACAAAAUAUCCAGUAUGAUAAAACUGUUUUACUGGGAUCGUUACUGUCGUCUGCUUCUUUUUUCACUCUAAAAAGGAACUGGUAUAUGUUUGUAAAUUGUUCAUGUUCACAAAAUUGCCAAUCCUUGCAGUUGAAUUGAGUCUUCAGCCAAGUAUAUUAGCAGUGUUUGAAAUUCACUUUAAAAUUAACUAGACAUGCAGGGCUGACUGCUUGUAAAAAUUGUAAGCCCUGCCAGAGACCUACUAGCACCGAGAAAAUAAAAGCCAUUUAUGAAAUUACUUUUAUUAAUAACUAUCUUCUAAUUAAAGCGAUUAUGACUAUAGAACCUCAGUCCUGAUCACGUAUACUUUUAUAGAGCCCUUUGGCUUGUAAUACAACUUCAUGAUCAGUAUUUUAAGUAGAUUGAUACAUUGAAAUUCUAUAUAGUGGAAAUUUUAACACAUCUGGUUGGGUGUCUCUACCAAGAAAUUUGUUCGCCCGGGUGGUCGGGCGCAGAGUUAUAUCAAACACUGAAUAGCUAUCUCUGCAUUGAUAAUGGUACCCUUCUCUAGUAUGAAAGUAACCCCUGGCAUUCUGAUGAAUGGCGUACUGGUCGACAUCUCUAAAUUUUCAUGUACCCUCAUACAGUAGUCAUUAAUAAAAUUGUGUACACUGACCUAGCUAGGUCUUGAGUUCAUGUUUUGCCGUUUUCAUUCUUUUUCUCUAGUUUCAAAUUACUGAAUGUCCUCUCAAAAUUUAGGAAUUUUGCAGGUUUUUAUUUAGAGAUCACUCUCAACAUGCUUCCUGAAAAUUAUAUUAGUAUUACAAUAAUAUGUACAGUGCUCCCUCGAUAUACAUGUAUUGCACACACACCCUUCCUCCCCCAUUAUAAUGCCACCCCCGCUUAUUGCCUAAAAAUCUUAAAGAACAGAUCCCCCCCCCCCCCCCCCCAUGUAACACCCCUGUUAUAAUGCCAACCCUGCAUAAUGCCAUAUGCCACUGAUUUUCGAAAACAAAUGGUCUUUAAUAGUGUUUACCCUUCAUAAUAAUACCAAUUACCUAACACUCAUCCAUAAUCACACCUGUACUUUGAGAGCAGUGCAGUGAAGUGUGACAGGCUGGUCAGGUACUUAGGUGGUCAGGUUAAUUACUAAUAAUUGCUGAGUUAAACUGAAGAUAAGCUAAAUGUUUAUACAGAAUGGAACCCAAAUAAAUUUAUGGAAUUCAAUUUCUUUUGACUGCUCAGUGAAUUGUCCAUAAUGGUGAAUUCGUUAUAUUGCCACCCCUGCUUUAUUGCCCAAAUUCAUCUUAAACAAAAGUUGGCAACAUAUCGAGGGAGCACUAUACAAGUAUUAUGUCAAUUGUUCAAGCUAACACACAACCUUUAAAGAUUUAAGAUCUGUGAAUGCAUUAUGUGUUGUACAUGCAAUUGUAGUAUUGAAUGCACAUUGAAUAAAUGCUGAUGAAUAAUGUAUAUUAUGUGGAAUGCAACUUUUAUAUUUGGCAUUCCUGUUAGUCUUACAUAUUCCAAGUUUUUGCCAAAUCACUUGCAUAAUCCAACAUCUUAUAUGGAAUAGAUACUACAAAUGUGCUUUUGAUACUGAUUGCACUUCUCAAAUUAAUAGUGUUUUGCAUAUAAAUUCUGUAUUCAGAGACAAUAUAGCAGGAACUGGAAUAUGAUUUCUUUCUAAAAUUACAAGGGCAUUUUGUGUGGAUUUCUGUUGUUGUCUCCCUUAUUAUGUGAUUAGUUGUGAGAAUAAAACAUAUGCUAAGUGUU
This is a messenger RNA of Ostrea edulis (European flat oyster), 3919 nucleotides long. RefSeq names its product uricase-like. The transcript has 8 exons. Bases 428 to 1381 code for a protein of 317 amino acids. NCBI's taxonomy places the organism in Eukaryota, Metazoa, Mollusca, Bivalvia, Ostreida, Ostreidae. Gene Ontology annotation, molecular function: urate oxidase activity. The record is from RefSeq and is a predicted model, not a curated record. Gene Ontology annotation, cellular component: peroxisome. Gene Ontology annotation, biological process: urate catabolic process; purine nucleobase catabolic process.